Penicillium macrosclerotiorum is the source of this 1560-nucleotide messenger RNA. RefSeq names its product putative MFS transporter. The transcript has 3 exons. Gene Ontology annotation, molecular function: transmembrane transporter activity. The record is from RefSeq and is a predicted model, not a curated record. Bases 1 to 1560 code for a protein of 519 amino acids. Gene Ontology annotation, biological process: transmembrane transport. NCBI's taxonomy places the organism in Eukaryota, Fungi, Ascomycota, Eurotiomycetes, Eurotiales, Aspergillaceae.
AUGUCAAAGUCUACGCAUGCGAGCACAGCUGUUCUCCUGGUGCCUCCAUCAGAUCUAGAAUCGGAAAACCAGCUCGAUGAGGUGAAAUUUACCAAGGAUCAUCGGAUCAUUCUUAUACCACAGCCCUCAGACAGCCCUGACGACCCUCUCAACUGGACCUCUUUUAAGAAACAUGCCAUCUUGCUCUGUGCAGCAUUCUCCGGGUUUGCCGCCGACUUCAUGGUCUCAGAGAGUGUGGCUUGCAUCAUACUUCAAGCCGAAGAGUGGAAGAUAUCAUCCGAUGGGGCCAACUAUCCCAACAAUCUUGCCCUUAUCAUGUUGGGGGUAUCUUCCCUCCUCUGGAUGCCAUUGUUGAACAGCUGGGGUCGCAUCCCGGUGCUCUUCUGGAGCACCGUACUGGGCCUGUUGUUCACCCUUGGCUGUGCCCUGACACCGGGAAUCUCCACGUAUUAUCCGCUGCGCGUCCUGCAGGCGUUGAGUCAGGGAACCGGAGCCACGGCCGGCCUGGCAUUCAUUGAUGACUUAUUCUUCUUUCACGAACGCGCGCGAAAGAUUGGAGUCUGGUACACGAUUUUCCUGUGCUCGCCGUUUGUGUCACCGCUCCUCGGCUACUUCAUGGUCUCUGGCCUACAAGAAUGGCGGCCCGUGUAUUGGGUUGUCUUCGCUGUUUACAGCCUCGUCUUAGCCUCAAUCGUUGUCUUCGGGGAUGAAACAUACUGGAAUCGCCGCUCAUUUGAACCUGCUGCUCGGCAAGAACAACAAGAGCAGCAGCAGCAGCAGCAGCAGCCCAUACGCAAGCCGGGGUGGAGAAGUCGACUUUCCCGCGUUGUGGGUCUCUGGCAGCUCGAGAUCCAUCAUCAUCAAGAUCGUCAUCUGGGCUAUUUCUACAGUGUGCUCGGAUCCUACGGCAGACUUUUUGGGGUCUUGAUCUCCAAACCGUUGAUCCCGAUUACGCUCAUCACGUACAGUGUGAUCUUCAUGUGGGGCAUCGGGAUAAAUCAGACCUCGGCCCUCCUUCUGGAGACAUCCAUCUCCGAAGGCGGGUACGGGAUGAGUUCCCGGGCCAUCGGCUUCAUGUACUUCACGCCGAUCGUCGCCGUCUUCCUUGGGGAGGCCAUCGGCCAUAAACUCAACGACGCGAUCGCCAGCCUCUACGUGAACCGGCACCGGGGGCUCUUCACGCCCGAGGCAAGACUGUGGACCGCGUACCUCGGGGCAGCGCUCAUGGUCCCCGGCCUGAUCCUGGUAGGGUACACGCUGCAACGGCAUCUCCACUGGGUGGGCAUCGUGUUCGGCUGGGGGAUGUAUCAGUGCGGGACGAUGUUGGUCUCCGUUGCCGUGGUGGCCUAUCUCUUGGACUGUUACCCCAACGCAUCGGUGGAGAUCUCUACGUGGGCCAAUUUCGGGCGAUGUCUGACGGGGUUCUCGAUAGGGUAUUUUCAGCAAGCGUGGGGCCGGAGGGAUGGAUACGCCGUUUCCUUCGGGGUUCAAGCGGCGAUUGUUGGGGCUGCUUUUGGGGUUAUUUGGGGGAUUCAAAUAUUUGGGGCUAGGGUUCGUUAA